Molecule: messenger RNA, 12072 nt
Organism: Phlebotomus papatasi
Lineage: Eukaryota; Metazoa; Arthropoda; Insecta; Diptera; Psychodidae
Gene: Ih
Product: potassium voltage-gated channel subfamily H member 7
Exons: 19
Coding region: 98-3859 (1253 amino acids)
Biological process (GO): potassium ion transport; transmembrane transport
Cellular component (GO): membrane
Molecular function (GO): voltage-gated potassium channel activity
Source: RefSeq, a predicted model, not a curated record
AUCGAAGUCCCUACUAUCAAAAUUGUGUGAAAGUUUGCGAAUCGUCUAAUUGCACAAAAGGUAAUGCAAAUUCGCAGGGAAGGAAAUUGACUAAAUUAUGCCUUUCAAAUAUAUUCAAAGAAGAGUUAGCGGACCAGGGGCUUAUGGAACAAUUCACUUAGACAAUACCCAGGAAAAUACAGAGACAUCACACUUGAAUCAAAACCCAUUUCGCCAGUCUUCGGUAAGCGUUGGAUGUAGUAACAUAUCUAGUAGUGAACAGUUUGGUGAGAAGAGCGGUGCUGGAUCGAAGAGCUGCGAUACGCUGAUAUGUGGUGGUGCAUCGGGACCGGUGAGUGGUGGUCGAUUGGCCUUGUUCAGUAGCAGUGACGCCGGUAGUGUCCUGGCCAAAGACCAAAGAUAUAGCUCGGCGCGCCUUUUACCUUCGCACUUUUCGCCAGCCGCCAUUAGUAGCAGUAGUGGUGGCGAAGGUGGCGAAGUUGCUACAACUUCUAAUACCACCAGCAGCAAUUCGCCACGCUUUGAUGUUGAUGACGAAGAAGACGUGCGUUAUCCACAACAUCAAGUUCAUGUGCAACUGUCUCAGGUGCAGCAGGCCUAUCCUCUGGCCUGUCUUGUUGGUCCCAGUGGUAGUUUGAAUCAGAAAACAACAUCUGUUGACAGCAGUUGCUGGCGCAAUACCAGUUGCAAAAGUUUGCAAUUUCACAAGCGAAGCAUAAAUUCAACUGGAAAUUUGGAUGAUAUCAAUUGGAGUGGUGGUGGUGGUCACUAUUUAGCCACAGCCGCCACUGGAAUUGUGGGGGGUGGUCAGCCAAGUGUAAAAUAUCGCGAUAAUAAGCACUCCACCACAUAUAGUCCAAGUAGUUCGGGCCACUACAACUCAUUAAAAUCGUCUCAAAUAGUGUGCAAGAAAUGCAUGUCAAAGUCAUUGAGUUGUUUAAAGAAUGCACGAAAAAAGACAAAUUUGUUUAAAUUUCAUUUAAAGCCACUGAAAAUAUCCCAGAUAACAGACAGUGAUGCAAUAUCAAUUUCUUGCCAGGUACCAAUAACAUUGGCACAAUUUGGAGGCAAUGGUACAACGCUAUGCAAUGGACAACAUGCGAUUAGUUCAAAUCAAUCAACGAAUAUAUCUCAGAAAGCACAUUCGCGAUAUUCCACCUUGCCAAAAAUUGGUGGUAGUUCAUUGAAUGUGAGGCCAAGAUUGAAUAGUAGUGAUUCACCCAAAUUGACCCAUCGUGGUAGCUAUCGCGACAGAGACAACACCGGUGCCCUGGACCCCUCAAGCACCCACGCAACCACGACGACGACAACGGCGACGAACGCAUACUUGAAUCCAUCAACACCACCGCCUUACACCACCACCACAAGCACAAGCGCCUCACCGACUGCCGUGAGAUCCUCUACCAAUACACCCACGGCUACAAGAAGUGAUAUCCGUAGCAAUAAUAAUCCAGCAAGUAGUGCAAAUUCCCAGCAGCAGGGAAGCAGUAGCAGUAGUAGCAACAACAGCUGUGGUGUCAAAAGCAAACCUGUGAGUGAUCCAUGCAAUCGCAGUAUUGAUUUCAAUCGACAGAUCAGUGCACCCAUUGAGAACAGAUCUAGUUCCAGUUCAGUGAAUAAUAUUAAUCCUAGCCAAGUGAAUUACUUUCCAUCGUCAAUCAUUAGUUCAUCCUAUACGAAUAGUUUGACCCGCAACAAAAAACACAGGAGUUUAAAAUUGACUGGCAGAUUAUUUAGUGCAGCUAGUUCGGACUCAAUACGAUUCAACUCUAAUUUAUCUAGUCAAAAUGAUAACGACUUGCGGAUAUCAGUAGAUAAUACGUGUACAGAUUCUUUAGUUACUGCUCUAGAUGAUGAAGCCUUACUAUUAACGGAAUUUAACGAAAUGGCAAAAUCAAAGGUUCAUUUCGACGAUGUCUCUCUGUAUGGUACGCCGAAGGAGGAACCGCUACCGACAAUCCCGGUGGUGCCGGAGAAGACGUCAUCGAAUUUCAUCAAGAACCAACUGCAGUCAUGGUUUCAACCCACAGACAACCGUUUAGCUAUGAAAUUAUUCGGUAGCAAGAAAGCCUUAGUUAAAGAGAGAAUUAGACAAAAAUCAGCCGGUCACUGGGUAAUCCAUCCAUGUAGUUCAUUUCGAUUCUACUGGGACUUAUGUAUGUUGUUGCUACUCGUUGCGAAUUUGAUCAUUUUGCCUGUUGCCAUAUCUUUUUUCAAUGAUGACCUUAGCACUAGGUGGAUUGCUUUUAAUUGUCUAAGUGACACCAUAUUUUUGAUAGAUAUUGUUGUCAACUUCAGAACAGGUAUAAUGCAGCAAGAUAAUGCGGAGCAAGUGAUAUUAGAUCCUAAGAUUAUAGCGAAACACUACCUUAAGACAUGGUUUUUUCUGGAUUUAAUUUCAUCCAUACCACUCGACUACAUUUUUCUCAUCUUCAAUCAGUACAUUGCCUCAUCGGAUUUUUCGGAAUCUUUUCAAAUACUGCACGCCGGAAGAGCACUACGAAUCCUUCGAUUAGCCAAACUUCUAUCACUAGUUCGUCUCUUACGAUUAUCUCGUCUCGUUCGGUACGUGUCGCAAUGGGAGGAAGUCUAUAUUCUGCAAAAUCUUCAAAAAAAGCGCGCUGAUCGAAGAGGACGAUUAGUCAAAAAAGAAAAGGGCUUUUCGAAAAGCAAUCUUGUGCUGAAGUUCCUCAACAUGGCCUCGGUCUUUAUGCGAAUCUUCAAUUUGAUUUGCAUGAUGCUCCUCAUUGGACACUGGAGUGGAUGUUUGCAAUUCCUGGUGCCAAUGCUCCAGGGAUUUCCCUCGAACUCAUGGGUGGCAAUUAAUGAAUUGCAGGAAGCAUAUUGGUUAGAACAAUACUCAUGGGCGUUGUUUAAGGCAAUGUCCCACAUGCUCUGUAUCGGUUAUGGCAGAUUUCCCCCGCAAUCACUAACUGAUAUGUGGUUAACUAUGUUAUCCAUGAUAUCAGGGGCUACGUGCUAUGCAUUAUUUCUCGGACAUGCCACAAAUCUUAUUCAAAGUUUGGAUUCUAGUAGAAGACAAUAUCGUGAAAAGGUUAAACAAGUUGAAGAGUACAUGGCAUACAGAAAGUUGCCAAGAGACAUGAGACAGCGAAUAACAGAGUACUUUGAGCAUCGUUACCAAGGCAAAUUCUUUGAUGAAGAAUUGAUCCUUGGGGAAUUAAGUGAAAAGUUGAGGGAAGACGUUAUCAAUUACAAUUGCAGAUCUUUGGUUGCUUCAGUGCCUUUUUUCGCUAAUGCUGAUGCAAAUUUCGUAUCAGACGUCGUAACAAAGUUAAAGUACGAAGUAUUCCAGCCAGGUGAUAUUAUCAUUAAAGAAGGUACAAUCGGGACGAAAAUGUACUUUAUCCAGGAAGGUGUUGUCGACAUUGUCAUGGCGAACGGUGAAGUGGCAACUUCUCUGUCGGAUGGAUCGUACUUUGGCGAGAUUUGCCUAUUGACAAAUGCCAGGAGAGUGGCAAGUGUUCGUGCAGAGACAUACUGCAAUCUAUUUUCACUAAGUGUAGAUCAUUUCAAUUGUGUUCUCGACCAAUAUCCUCUUAUGAGAAAGACGAUGGAAACAGUGGCGGCGGAGAGAUUAAACAAGAUUGGGAAAAAUCCAAACAUAAUGGCGCAACGUGAUGAACCGAAUAGCUUAAAUACAGAAUCAAAAACAAUUAGUGCAGUUGUGAAUGCUUUAGCAGCAGAAGCGGAACAUGUAAAUAAUAUGAGUGAUGAUAUGGCACAAAAUAGUGGAUCAGAGCAGAGUCUCCAAAAUCUCAGUGAGAACCUGAAACUUAGCUUACCGAGGCCAAAAAGUGACGAAUUCAGAUCAUUAUUCGGAGGCAGUAGUCCUUAGUUUUAAUUUCUUAGUGAUAUUGCAAAAAAUAAUUUAAGUGACAUUUUAAGGAUUAUUAAGUUAAAGAAAAAAAUUAGACAUAAAAAAUGAGAGGAACAACAACAUAAAUACUGAAAGAUUAUAACUCGAAACAAAAAAGGAUUCAUGAGAAAUCUUGAUCAUGAAUCAAAUGAUAAAUAGCAAAGUGUUUUAAUUUAUUGUUUAAUUUCCAAGGGGAUUUCCUGAAUUACAAUGCCAAACAAUCGAUUUUUUAUUUAUUAAAUAAAUUUCUUAAUUGCUUCUACAUUAUCGAGAAAUUUAAGACCAUAUUGAAGCAAAUUUCCUACGUUUAUGCAGAAAAAACACUUCGAUAUGGAUAUAAAUUUCUCUAGUGUGUAGAGGCCAAGCUGUCUACAUACCAGGAGAAUUAUGGCCAUAAAAUAUUUCAAUGUAACAUUGAAAUGAAAUUUCGAUAUUGAGACAAGUAUUGAAAUAAUUGCCUACGCACUGGAAAAUUUUCUUCAAUAUUGAAAUUUUAUUGUAAGUGUGUAGGCAAUUCUUGUCGAUAUCGCAUAUUGCCAGCAAAUAUUGAAAUAAAUUUUGUUUAAUCCUUAGACAGCUUAAGAUUAGAAGCCCAUUCUAAGUAAUUUUGACGGUAGACAGACGGAAGUAAAGAAGCGACGAGCGAAUUUAUGAGCGCUUGAGGGAACAUUCAAAACUUUGAAGCACUUUUUUUCAUUUCUCAUUUUAACGUUUUUGUCGAAUAGAUUUCAUAUUUCCCGCCAUUUAAGGGACUACUUGCUUUGACAAGACGCUCCAGUGAACUAAUCAUUUGUCCGAUUUUUUUUUGAUUUUUUUUUAUAAAAAAAAAUAUGCUCGAAACUUCAAGAAGCUUCAAGAAAUAAUUCAGGAUUUCUCUUUAAAUAAAUCAACUCAAAUAUAAAUGCUAAAAAUCAUUAAAAGAAUCUCAAUAUUUUCUCUCUAAAUGAAACUUACGUAAUUCCUUAAGUAUCAAGUAAAAGUCAAAGUACAUUAUCAUUUCUUAGAAUAUUUAAUUUUAAAAGUAAAACACUCAGAGAUUAUAGUAUUUAAUUUACCUAUGCGUAAUUUUCCAUGACAAAACAAAGUAUUAUCGAGAUGAAAAUUUAAGGAAUAUUUUGAACAAUAUCCUAAUAUGACAUUUUCUUAGGAACACUCUUUCAGAGCCACUAAAAAUAUCAAAUUUUUGAUAUUAAAUUGAAUUCUGCAGACUUUUCAUAGAACUUGCAUAAAAUGUAUUUCGAUGUUGAAGACACAAAACCAUCUUGUUUGACCACAGUAAACCUAUUGACUUAGGGUUUGGUAGACACCAAUAAAAGUUCACGAUUCGUAAAGACAGUAUUAAAUUUUAUCCCGUAAAAGAUUACACUUUAUAGGAGCAAUUGCAUCAUGAUUUUAGUGAAAGCCGCGCAACGUAAAUCAAAUUUCUUUAAAUCAUGUUUCGUGAAUCAAUUUGCUCAGAAUUUAAUAUUUGUACAAUUAGCAUUAUGCAUAUGCAAUUUAAUUUUUUUCCCGUAAAAGUUUUUUUUAAUUUUAUCAAGUUUUCUUAUUGGCUAGAGCUUUGAAUGCUUUCAGGCUAUAGCAAGUAAAAGAGCGCAAAGAUUUUUAAAUAUUGAAAGGGGUUAAAUAUUUAUUUGUAUGCGAAUAAUAUGUUUUCAUAAAUAUUUAAUUAUGUUUGAUUCUAUUAUUUUGCGUCUGUACGAGAUAUAUUGGUCACAAGCCUAAAACUCGAAAUAAAAGUAAACCCCGUAAUAAAAAUAAACCCCAGACUUUUAAUUCGGUGUAAUUUUGAUUAUAUUUCGAUGCAUAUAAUCUCUGUAGUUUCUUUUUUUUAUUUUCAUUAAUUAGUGACUGUAUUUCCAUAUAAAUACUGUGGUCCAGUGUGUUAUGUCAUAUUCCCUCUUAAGGUGUCAUUACCGUACGUACACUUUUAAUUACUUCACCCCUUUAAUUUUUUUUUUAAAUUUUGUUUUGUAAAUCACAGUUGAGGAGACAAGAAUAUUUUGUAGAGUAAAUUUAUAUCCGUAGGAAAGAUUUCCUGAUAUACUCACUGGAGUAUAGUACAGUGAGGUGUAUAUCGAAAUACUCCUAUUUAGAAGAAUCCUAAAAGAUAUUUAAAUUUGUCAAUUAUUUUAUCGAUUUAUGUGUAUAAGUAAAACUUCUUUUAAUAAUUCUCCCACUAUGAUAUCAAACAAAAAAUCAUUUCUAAUGGAAUUUCUAACGGUAAAGCCACUACAUCAAAAUUCUUAUUUCACAUGCAAUGCACAUAAAUCUCCUAUUUUUCAAUGCAAAAUACAGUAAAUAAAAAAAUAAUAAUUCAGAAAUCUAUUUCAAUAUAAAUUUUAUUUAUAAAACAAAUUUAAAUGGAUUUGCAUUUACAAUUCCUCUUUCAAAUUACAUAAGAGACCAUAAAGCGUAAAUAAAAAUUGGUAAAUAUAUUUUUGCCAUAAUACUAUUGAAUAUUUUAAAGGGACAAAUUGGGUAGAAGUCUGUUCAUUAGAGCAUUUAUUCAAAUUUUUAUAGAGUUGUUUUUUCUCAAAUGCUCAUAUUUUAAUACGAGUUUUUACAAUCAUAUUUAAUCAUCCAUAACAGUACAAGUUGAUAUUUAUUGAACGUUAAACUUAAACAUUAUAUUUUCUGCAUACAAUUUGGUUCAGAAAGUGUUCAGUUUCAUUCUUCAUGCAAAUUUUAUCUGUAAAAUUUAAAUUGUUCCACAUUCCAAUUGGUAGUUCAAAUGGAAAUUAAUAAUCUGAAAACUUUGAAAACAAAACUUUUUUCCUCUUCUCAAAUUGAUAUGGUUUUGUGCAGGAUUAAAAACUUCCUUCCUAUAACCUUUUUUUAGUCAUUCAUACGACUGUUGGAAUAUGAUUUACAUCAAAAUUGGAUUUUACUUAUUCAAUUUCAAAUUGGGAUAAAAUUGAACGGAAUACAGAAAUAUUGAUUUCGAGCAGUAAAAUGCAAAUUCAAUAAUUGCCAAGGAAUUUCCGAUAGCAAGAAAUCUAAACUGAAAACAGAUUUAUCUUUAAACAUACAAAAAAAAAUAGCCGAGAUCAUAAGCGUCUUUCAAUUAUGUUCAAAUAUUUUUCGAAUAUUCUAAAAAAUAUUUUAUGCUAAUUUUAUUAAUUAAUAAGGAUGUAAAUGUCAUUAGUUGUGUUGAAGAUGAUCAAACUCGGUUUGCGCUUAUUUGGUGUUUCAAAAUGCAUAGUGAGUCUCAGCAAAUCUCUCUUGGUGGUUCUUUCUAAAAUUUACUCUACAAUAGAGACUGUUAUAAUCACCUCAAUUUUCUGUGUGCUAAUACAGAAACCCUAUCAGUUCUAUUUCUUCGAAACACCAAAGUUCCGUCACACAGUUUAGAAAAUAAAAAUUGAAUUUUAAAAGUAAUAAAAUGAUUUAGUGCUUUUUGUCGCUUUUUGUUUUGUGUGCUUUUAAUUCACAAAUUUUAAAAAUUUACAAGAAAUUAACCCAUGUGAAGUAGAAAUAUAGUCAUUAAAAUAAAUAGUUAAAUUAUUUGCUGAAAGCUAUUCACUGUGAUAUCCGGCAUUCUAAUUUUUGCUAAAAGAAAUUUCAAGAAGAACUGCAAGAAACAACUUCUAGUAUAAAAAGAAUGUUACCAUUUCAUUUUGGCAAGUUGAAACCAUAAAAAUGUCCAGAAAUCACUUUAGUAAAACAUGAAGAUGAUUCGUUACCCCUCUGUUUUACUUUUCUCAAGAUUAUUUUACUUUUGUAAUGCAUUAGAAAAUUUGAUUCAUAAUUUUAUAUUUAAUUUUUACGAGAGACUUUAAUUUUGAAAUAUUAUAGGUUUCGAACAAAAAUCUUCCCGUUUAGAUGGACAAUUACAAUUAAUAAAAGUCCAAUGUCUGAUCUUAAUCUCCAAAACUAAAUUUUCCAAAUUAGAAAUUUUCUUCUACAGAGUAUAUAUGACGUAAUAUACCACUCUUGGAAUGUUUAGAUAUUUUCAAAAUCAAAAAGCGGCCCAUAUUCCCUAGAGCUGGUAUAAAAGGGUAGCUUUUUUUACAGAAAAUAAAUUAUUUUUGUUGAAAUUGGAAAUCUUUUAAGUCUACCCGCCGAUUUUACAAAGGCUUUUCAAUUUUUUAACUAAACAAAAACAAUUCGUUUGUAAAAAAAAUUAGUCUAACGAGUUACUUCAGGAAUCAUUUAAAAUUUUGGAAUUUGAAUUGGAGAAUUUAAGAUUCCGAAAAUAUACAAUGAAACUGUAAUUCCCAACCAUCUGGACAUUUUAACUUUUCGUACAGAAAAUAUAUUGUCUAUUUUAGCAAUUCAGAUAUUUAACAAUUAAAAACUAUAAGAUACAUAUAUUAGUAGAAAUAUUUCUAUCGUGGGUAUAUGAAAAAAUACAGUUAAAUUUUAAAUUUCAAUAAAACAGAUAUUUUCUAACCUUUUACCAAAACGAUUUAAACAUAUCAUUUUUCUUUAAAUCGCAGACAUUUUUUAGAAAAAAAAUACUAAAGAAAUAUCCUAGAAUACCAAAUUAAAGGAAGCAAAAAACGUAUUGCUAAAAUUUGUGCUUCCAUUACAACUUACAACAUGUAUUUUUCUUAUGUUGUUGAUCUUUUAAAAGAACUGUAAAUAAAUAAAAAAAAUUACAUUAAAUGGAAGUUUUAUGUAAGGUCUACAGAACAAUUUGCUUUACGAAAUUCAACUAUUGAUUCUUGAUAAGAUACCAUUCUCUAUUUUCGUGAUCUCCUUUUAGGACAAUGUAAAAAAAAAGUAUAACGAUUGAAACAGAUACUUCACUCUAUUGUUGUUGAUCUUCUAAAAAUCUAUUUUUAUCGCAUAUUUAAAAAUAAAAAAAAACUCAUUCAUUCAGAGAAAAAAACAACAAAAACAUAGAAUUCUAUUUUUAUUUAAUGAAACUCAGAACAAGAAAUAAAGAAUAAAGGUUUAUAGAAAAAAGAUUAACAUUUAUUAUAUUGUUAGCGAUUAAAGAGAAAUAUAUUGCAAAGAAUGGAACAAAUUAAAUUGUAUUAUAACAUGAAAAUAUUAGUUUUUAAGAAAUUUAAUUCUUCGCCAGUUAAUUAUCCAUGUAAAUAAAAGAAAAGAAUAUAUAAAAUGCCAUUUAGUGACUCGAUAGGUACAAUUUUAUUUUAAACUCUAUUUUUCUCAAAUUUAAUUGUCUCAAAAUAGAAAAUUUUUUUAGAACAAAAAUCACAUUGAUAUAGACGAAUGCACAAAAAUGUAAAAUAUUAUACUUCUUAUUUCUUAAAUCCCCUCUCAAAGAAAAAGAAAAGAAUGACUUUUUUCUGAGUGCAUUUAAAUGUGAAAAUUAUUUCAAUUUAUAUGUUUUUGAUUUAUCGUUCUUUUUUCUACAAAAUGGGCAAACUUUAAAAAGUUAUUUAAAAAAAAUUAGAAGAUUUUAGCUAAAGCAAUCAGUGAAUUACAGUGCUUUUUACUUAUUAAUUUUAGAGCUGAAAAUAAGCACAAACCAAGAGAUAUUUCAAAAGAAAACCCAAGUGAAAAGAGCAUUAUUUAGUUAGUUAUUAAGAAAAGAGAAACAAAUCAACAUAAUAACCAAAAAAAUAAUGUAGAAAUUCUUUGCCUAUAUUAGAAAAAAAUGAAACAAUUAGGAGGUGAAUCUUUCAGUAGAAUACAGAGAUUUUUGAAAAAAAAUCCCAAUGAAAACUUAAAAAAUGACGAGAAAGACGUAAUACCAAUUUAUUAUUAAAAAAAUGUAGGACAGAUCAAAAAUUUAUUCUUAAAAAAACUGACGAAGUUUAGUGAAUGAGUAAUUUACCAUCCCUCCUGCUGCUAAAUAUCCAAAAAGUAUAAACAUUUCACACAAGCAUAUUCUCAUCAAAAACAAAAAGAAAAACAUUUAACGAAAAGAAAAACGCAUUGAAUAGAAGAAAAAUCAAAAAUAACCAAACUCUUAAAGGAAAAGCAUAAACAGAAAUCUUAUAUACUGAAAGAGAACAAAAGAAAUGAAACAAGAAAAAAAGAAAAAAAAACUUAUGGCUUAUAUACAUAAAAAAAAACAUAUAGAAAACAAAAAAUAAUGUAAUUAAUUUUGGAGAAGAAAACUCAAAAAAUGAUGACGUAGUGAAAAUUGAUACUAUUGAAGAAAAUACCAAGUCUUAUUAUUAGGUUCUAAGCCACCAUAUUGAAGAAAAUAAAGAAAAAAACCACCAAAAAAUUAAAAUGCAAAAUGGGAGCAGACACUUUUCUCUUGUACAAAAAAUCAGAUAAUAUUCUCUGUAAGGAAAAUUCUUUUAACAAAAAUGUUUGAAGAAUUAAGCGAUUGUUUACUCAACUAUCGAGAGUUCUGAAGAGACAGAUUUCAAAUAUGCAGAACUUUCAGCCAUGAUUAAGUACUAUCCUGGAUAAAACAUUUCUUAUUUCUUUAACAUAUAAAGAAAUUGGCCUAAAAGAUGCUAUGAUAAUUUAUUAAAUAUUGUAACUAAUGCGUGCCAUAAUUAUUUAAUAAAGUUUGACAAAUGUCAGAAAAAAUCAAUUCAUAUAUAUAUAUAAAAAUUAUAGCUGCAAGUUAUUUGCGCUUAAUUCGAAAUCUGUCAAUUUCUUUUUGCUCAAUUGAUUGGCAUUAUAAUUUCCUUUUUUGCUAAAACAUCUUUUGCUCAAAUAUUGUGAUAAAUUAAUAUUUUAAGAACAUCUCUUUUAACACUGAAAAUUUUUUUGUUUUAUGUUUCUGAAUUUUAAAGUUCUGUUUGUUACUGAGUCAAUUACGCUUAGCUGUAGUGAAGCUAAUAUAUAAAAGCAAGGUUAAAAAACUAUUUUUCUUCAAAAGAAAAGUCUCACAGCAAAAGAAGACAAUUGGCCAAUGAAUAAAUUCUUAGAUUUUCUGUUUAUGAUUUUAAUAAUUUUUUGAUUGUGGAAUAGAAAAGUCAAAAUUAUUUUUAAAUAUCAAAGUAAUGAUAUUCCCACAAAUGAUUUAACUGAGAUUCUUUACAAUCUCUCCUUUUUAAUUUGUGAAAUACGUCUUAAAGAAAAUGCAUAGGUAACUGGCUUACGGUUCCAAUGUGUAAAUUUUCGUCAAAAAAGUGUUAAUUAUGCCAUAAUAUUGCAAAAAAUAUGUUUAUCUGCUGUUCGCGUCAAAAAUUCGCUACGAUUUUAUCAUGAUCUUAGAAACAUUGUACCGAUAGGUAAAUCUUUUACAAAAUCUUGCCAAAUUACUAUAAUCUUGCAAAAAUUGUCUCGAUAUGUCACAACUUUUCAAAAACUGCGUCGAUUUGUAUAUUUUUGGCAUUUAAUUGAUGUCGAUUUAAUCUCUCUUUUAUGAUUCACUGAAAGAGUUAUUUGUUUGGUUUUCGAAAUAAGGAAGUGAUAUUUUCUUCUUUUUAUUUUUUAUUUACUUAUCUUGAAAUUAAAUGGUUUAUUUUCAGUGUGUAAAUAUUAGGAAGAAUUUCUUACAUAAUUUAUUGUUAUUAUUUUUAAGUUUUAAUGAAAGGUGUGGUAAAAAGAUGUUUCUUUUUCGAAAAUCAAUCAAAUUCCUUUCCGUUAUAAAAUUAUUUUUAUCGGAAAUUCCUCCCGAUGCGUAGAGGCCUUAAGAAAUUAAUAAAUAAAGCAUAAAUACGUCAUUAGCAUGAAAUUAGAAAAAACUGCUAUUAAGGAUAAAUAAACCCUUUUAUGUUCACGCAAAUUAGACUAAAAAUGGAAGAAUUUUAAAGAUUUUAAUUUUAUUCACCAAAAAUACUUAAGUCUAAAUUACAAUUUUUUUGUGGCUGAAUUUAAUUUUCCAGACUAAAUAAUGUUUUUUGUUCCUUGAAAAUAUUAACUAAGUUUUGAUCUUUUUUUAACGUGUUAUAUUCAAUGACCUGAAUUUCCAUUUAAUUUUUACUGUAUAAAGAUAAUUGACCUAAUUGAUUACUAAAAAAGAACAAAGAAAUUUCACUUUAGAAAUUUACGGUUAUUAGAGAUUUUCCAACUUAUUGAUGUGUAAAACUGUGAAACACGUUUCUCAAUAUCAAUGUUUAACAGGCACUUGAUGUGGAAAGAACCAAUGAAUAGUAACCUAACAUUAUUAAUCCUUAAAAAAAAAAACAAUAAAUAAACUGUCAUUUGUUGAAUAUUUUAAUUAAUUUAAAAGUGACAGUUUCUUAAAAUGAACAGGAGAAAAAAUAUUUAAAUAAGAAUGGUCAUAAUAAGAAGUAUUUUACUUAAAUUGUUUAAACAUUUAUCCAGAAUAGUACUGAAAAUCGUGCCAAAUCUGCUUCUCAAAAUCC